GUUCAGCAAAUCUGUGAAAUUCCUCUAAAUAAUUACUUUUGUUAAGUACUAGCUUUUUCUAUAUCUCAGUAUUCUAAAAAGGGUAUUUUGCGCUUGUCACUAAGACUUUUUUCCGAGUUCAUGAACGAAUUUAAAAGUAAGUGAUUUUCUUGUUACGUGGCGGGCGAAGAAAAAAGAUUCAUGGUUCUAUGGCCACUGUUGCAAAUGUUUUGCAUUACCAAGUAUUAUGGACAUCCGACAAGGUAAAGAAAUCCAAAGUAUGGAAAGAUGGAACUAUGCGGUUUCAUACAUUCAACAAUCAUGGGAUUUUAUACGAUUCUCAAAACCGUGUCAUAGACGAGUCUUUUAUAUUCAACCAAAAAAUACAAAUCGAUGCUCAUCUAGAAUUGAAUCGUACACUAAUUUAUGUCGAGGACUUGCAAGCAACGACAUCGAAGGAAAUUCCUCCGCUUCCAUCCAAAUCAGCCACCGCUUACAAAGAUAUUUCCGCUCGUCCUUUGUAUUUGACAAAGCCAUUUCAUGGUCCUUCCCGAUCUUCUUCCUUCAAUCCUCCUUACCAACAGCCUUCCGUUGUCAAGUCCACGAAUGAAGCAGGGCAAUCUUCGUUGCUUCAAGAAGAAUUUCCAUCUUUUCAAGAACAUAAUUCUCCCCAUCGUUCAUUUUCAUCCUCGAAACCUUUUUUGCAUGGUAAUAAAAGUGCGGAAAAUGGUGUGUCGACGGCCGCAAAAAAAAACUUCGUGCCUCCAAUGUCUUCUACUUCUGCACCUAUUUCUUCUGAGAAAACUUACUCUUCACUGCCGAAACCAUCUCAUAACUCUACAUCAUUCAAACCGCCAUUCAAAAAUAAUUUGACAACUACUACGGUUCCCCUUGAUUCUUUGAAACAUCAAGUUUCGAAACCAACUAGGAUUGCGUGUAUUCCCGUUCUUCGAAGACCAAGGUCUCCCUCCAAUGUUCUUCAAGAUGACCCCUUAGAAAAUUUUGACGAAGAUAAUAUUGACUCUGAUUUUUUUUCUUCUCCUUCCCCAGAUUACGAGUCUACUCCCCCGUUUCUUAAUGAACCAAUGGAUGCUGGCCACCCGUUGGGAAAUUCCAAUCCUCUUUUUUCUUCAUCUUUGUCGGAACCAAUGCUGACCAGUUCAGGAUCAGCCUCGGGACCAACGCUACCUCCGUGUGAUGGGAAGACUGAUACAUCUCCGUCCUUUGAAAAGUCUCUUUCCUUUCCUUCUCUGGAAAAUUCCUUCAUAAAUAGAAAUGAAACUCAUGCCGCAUCGGUAAAGAGGAAUCCUGUACCUCGGUUGCCUAUGCCGCGCUUACGAAAACCAGUCGGAAAGCGAAACAAUUUUAGUAACGUUACGGUGUCGGAUCCUUCCAAAAAUCUUUAUGAACGAGCUAUGCGUAGUACAUCGAUGUUAGCUGCUCAACCAAAUUUACCUGAAAGUACGGAUCCUGAAAUACCUAACUCACCAGAGUUUUUGGAAAGUGAUAACGAAGAAGACUCACAUACGGAAAGGACAAACUCAAAAAAUCCCGAAACAGCUGCUCCUAUUACUUUGCCAAAUAAUAAAAUAUUCAAGCCAGCAACUUUCCGACCACCUAGUUUUGUUUCAAAGCCAAGCCUCCCGAAUGCUGUUACAGAUUCUAAUACGAGGAAUCAGUUUAGUUCCCCCUGUUCUGUACCAAAGCCUGACUCUUCCACGAUGAAACCAGUCUCUCAUUUACAUUCCGCCUUGACUAAACCUUCGGGACCUUCUCUUCGAACCGGACUUUUCGUUUACGGAAAAUACUCGAAACAGUUUCAUAAUGCAAAAGACAAGGGAAAGGUAGAGACCUCGCAAAAAGGCUUUGUUUCAUCAGCAUUACCAACUAGUCAAAAAACAACUUCUAAACCCUUCACGGCACCCUUAUCUCGUGCGUCGGGAAACUUUGUUUCUCCUUUACAAACUGAAACGGUGAAUAAUUCUAUCUCUGCAAAUUCUUUGAAUCCUUUAACCACCUUUCAUAAUACUUUAUCGCUAAAUACAGAACGGUCAGAAGAGGUGGACUCGACAGCAAUGCUCAUUAAAAAAGGAAACAACGUUACAACCUCAUCUCCUUCUUCUUCUCCACGAAGAAAAGUUCCUGCAGGUUCCCUUCGUAAACAAUAUACCUCUUCUCCCAUACAGCGGUUUUCUUCGGAAUGCAAAGACUUACCCUUUGUCAAUUCCAUUGCUAUCUCCUCUACCACAAGUAAAAUUAAAAGGGUAAAGUUGAGCAUGCUUCGAUUUAAAAGCCGUAACACAAAACCUACGACAACGAGUAUCGAGGAAGAAGAAAAUGAUUUUAUUUAAGGAAGGAAGGAAAAGGGGAAAACGUAACAUCUUGCUCAUUCGUUUCGUUCAUGGGUCAGGAAGACGCCAAACAAUGUACAUUUAUUCUUUCUUACUAUUUAUGCAUGUGUAUGUUUUACAAGAUUUUUGUUUUUCAUUUUAUGUUCGAUAUUUAUAUGAUUUUCUUUGAAUUGAUUAAUAAUUAAAUUUAACUCAAAUGUGU
Schizosaccharomyces cryophilus OY26 is the source of this 2532-nucleotide messenger RNA. RefSeq names its product meiotic chromosome segregation protein. Gene Ontology annotation, biological process: double-strand break repair. NCBI's taxonomy places the organism in Eukaryota, Fungi, Ascomycota, Schizosaccharomycetes, Schizosaccharomycetales, Schizosaccharomycetaceae. Gene Ontology annotation, cellular component: nucleus; site of double-strand break. Bases 189 to 2330 code for a protein of 713 amino acids. The record is from RefSeq and is a predicted model, not a curated record. The transcript has a single exon.